Eleginops maclovinus (Patagonian blennie) is the source of this 2279-nucleotide messenger RNA. RefSeq names its product reticulon-4-interacting protein 1 homolog, mitochondrial-like. The transcript has 9 exons. Gene Ontology annotation, molecular function: oxidoreductase activity; zinc ion binding. The record is from RefSeq and is a predicted model, not a curated record. Bases 344 to 1630 code for a protein of 428 amino acids. Gene Ontology annotation, cellular component: mitochondrion. NCBI's taxonomy places the organism in Eukaryota, Metazoa, Chordata, Actinopteri, Perciformes, Eleginopidae.
GAGUUCAGAGUUGAGUUUGUUAUGUAGCUAGCUAACUGGUAAGGGGUGUGUUAGCUUCUGGUUAUUUGAACAGUUAUUGUUAAUUAAGCUUUAAGUGACACUCGAUAAUACACCUAACGUGUACAAAAGUGUCGUCGCUAGUUUGUUUGACUUUUUUUAUGCAAGUGUUUAGAUAUAAUUUGCACGCUGCAGAGGGGGAAUGAUAAUACUAGCUGAUUAGCCACCUUGUUGGCCAGCUAACAGUUAGCUUAGUUUGUGUUCUUCCAAAUUAUUUAUUGUACCAUAAACUGACUUUGCAGGCACAGCAAGGUGAAGGACGAUUAACACGGGUUCUGUCACAGAUAUGGCAUCAACCAGACUACUAUGUUUGUUCAACAAGAAUGUAGCAGACUCGACCAAAACAUUAGCCAGAGCAAGCUGGAGUUUGAGCUGCAGGAGAAAUGUCAGCAGUUCACCUUCAAGACUGCAGAGCUGCAUGUCGGGCUGGAUCAUUGAUCAGUAUGGUACUAAUGGGGUUUUGACGUACACAGAAGACAUCCCCGUCCCCACUGUCAGUUCUCCCAGUGAUGUGAUGAUUAAAGUCUAUGCGGCUAGCCUCAACCCUCUUGAUAUAUCUAUGAGAGGUGGUUAUGGAGCUACAUUGCUUAAAUUAAAAAGGCAACCAAUGUCGGUGAUCAGCAGCGACAAUGGUAGUGAGUUUCCUCUGAUUCUUGGUCGUGAUGUGUCAGGUGUAGUGGUGGACUGUGGAUCCGAGGUUACCCAUGUUGCUCCAGGAGAUGAGGUGUGGGCUGCAGUUCCCCCAUGGAAACAAGGCAGUCUGGCAGAGUUUGUGACUCUGACAGAGUAUGAGGUUUCCCAUAAGCCAAAAUCAUUGACUCAUGCAGAGGCAGCAUCCAUCCCUUAUGUGGCCAACACAGCUCUGUCUGCGCUUGUCAAUGCAGGCGGUCUUUGCAGAGACAGCUCCUCAAAUAAAAGAGUUUUGAUUACUGGAGGAUCCGGGGGUGUCGGAACAUUCUCUAUUCAGUUAUUGAAGGCAUGGGGCGCCCACGUAACUGUAACCUGCUCUCAGAAUGCAGAGGGCCUUGUUAGAGGGUUGGGGGCCGACGAGGUGGUGGACUACACAGCAGCAGAUGCGCCUGAGCAGCUAGAAAUGAUGGAGAAGUUUGACGUGGUUCUGGACAACGUGGGUGGGGAAACUGAGCAGUUGGUGUUGGGUCUGCUGAAGCCCUGGUCGGGGGCAAAGUACGUCACACUGGUAACACCUUUACUCCUCAACAUCGAUUCUAUGGGCCUGCUGGACGGGGUGUGUCACGCUGGAUCCUCCCUGCACAGCAAGGCCAUACAGAACCUCAUUUCAGGUGGAGUCUUCUAUCGGUGGGGAUUUUAUGCGCCGGAUGGGCCUGCUCUGGACGAUGUAAGCAGGCUGAUGGAUGCUGGGAAGAUCCUGCCAGUUGUGGAGGCCCAGUUUCCAUUUACCCAGGUGCCCCAGGCUUUCCUGAAGUUGGAGCAGGGCCACGCCAGAGGGAAGACGGUUGUCAGAGUGACCGAAGAGGACGACAGAGAGGAGCUGGUGCAGAACAGUUGCACAGAGUUUGAGCAAGAAAGGCGAAAAUUGGCCGAGCAACACUAGAAUUACCAAGCAAGAGUGCUGUGAUUUUUCACCUUUACUCGCCUACUCUUGACAGCUGCAGACUGUAUUAUUCAAAGGGAGCAGAGGGGCUACUGUGGUGCAGCAGAGAGCAGAAUAUGCGUGACCUGAGAUUGUUAUUAGGGUGUUUCAAAGGCUGCUGCUCUUGUUAAGGCUUACACCUACCUGUAUUGUCUUGAAAUUUCACAAGAUGUGCUGCGUUCCUGUUAAGGUGAAGGUUGUUAAAACCAGCUGUGGAAUGAUUUAGCAUUCCUGCAGCAUGCACAGCCGGGGCUUUGAUCACUGCAAUCUAUCCAACAAGGAGUCACAUGAAAUGUCCAUCAACAGACGUGUUUAUCCUCCCGUACGAAGUGAGGCAGAUGCAGCAAGAUAAGAUAUUAGAUUUUCUGUGCAUAUUUCCAUGUGACGUUGUUUAACAACUAUCAUGUCAUAACCAUGGGAAUCUUCCCCAACCUCAUGUGGUAUCUUACAUGAUGUGAAUGCAGCGCUUACAGCCAUUCGACAUUUGGGUAUAAACAGUUACUGGAACCUGAAGCACUUUGCUCGAUGUAUCAAAGAAAUGUAUCGCCAAAAAUACUUUAUUCUGUUGGUUUUUGUGCCGUGUAAUUUUGAUUAAACAAAGAAAAAAAGA